UUUUUCCUCAAAACAAACAAAGGCAUUCAUCACUGGAAUCCUCGAUAUUUUUCAAAAGCAGCAUACCAGCCGCCAAAUCCCCAAGUGAUUCGAUCAACUGGUCGAAACACACAGAAGCAGAAAAGAGAAAUGAUAGUGAGGAAAUUCUCUGCUUCAAAGCUCAAGCACCUUCUUCCUCUCUCUGUCUUCAAACACUCAUCCACAAAUCUCUCAUUAUCACCUUUUUCUUCAAACCCCAUUUCUAAAACCCUAAACCCUAAUCCCCACUUUUUAUUUUCACACUCAAAGCUCAGGCCUUUCUCUUCUUCCCAGUCCAAACCCUCUUUGGCCUUCACCAGAGAUGGGAAUUUCGACGAAACCCUGUCCCAAUCCCUAUUCAUCUGCCCCGGUUGUGGCGUCCAAAUGCAAGAUUCAGACCCGGUUCAACCUGGGUACUUCAUCAAACCCUCACAAAAGGAUCCAAAUUAUCGUUCCCGGAUCGAUCGCAGACCCGUUGCGGAAGAGCCGGAGAUUUCUGAUUCGCUGAAAAAGGGAUUGCUUGUGGAGGAUGAAAACCCUAAUCCUAAUCCUAACCCCAAUCCUAAUUUAGUCGAGAAGCCCGUUGUGUGUGCUCGUUGCCAUUCGUUGAGGCAUUAUGGGAAGGUGAAGGACCCAACGGUGGAGAAUUUGUUGCCGGAGUUUGAUUUUGAUCACACUGUUGGGAGGAGAUUGGUUUCAACCUCUGGAACUCGGUCUGUGGUUCUAAUGGUGGUUGAUGCUUCAGAUUUUGAUGGGUCCUUCCCAAAAAGGGUGGCGAAGAUGGUUUCUGCCACCAUUGAUGAGAAUUAUACAGCAUGGAAGAUCGGCAAGUCUGGGAAUGUGCCUAGAGUAGUCCUUGUGGUGACAAAGAUUGAUUUAUUGCCUUCAUCUUUAUCGCCAACCCGGUUUGAGCAUUGGGUUAGGCAGAGAGCAAGAGAGGGAGGAGCAAAUAAGCUAACGAGUGUGCAUCUUGUGAGCUCAGUGAGGGAUUGGGGAUUGAAGAAUCUUGUUGAUGAUAUUGUUCAAUUAGCGGGGCGGAGAGGGAAUGUGUGGGCAAUUGGGGCGCAAAAUGCAGGGAAGAGUACACUGAUCAAUUUGAUAGGGAAGCAUGCAGGAGGGAAACUUACACAUUUGACUGAAGCUCCGGUGCCCGGAACCACAUUGGGCAUUGUCAGGGUUGAGGGUGUACUUACUGGGGCAGCAAAGUUGUUUGAUACACCUGGCCUUUUGAAUCCCCAUCAGAUAACAACAAGGUUGGCCGGGGAAGAGCAGAAGCUUGUUCAUGUUAGCAAGGAGUUGAAACCGAGGACAUACAGAAUCAAGGCAGGUCAUUCAGUUCAUAUCGCUGGGCUUGCAAGGCUGGAUGUAGAAGAACUGUCAGUAGACACAGUUUAUAUCACAGUAUGGGCAUCUCCUUAUCUUCCACUGCACAUGGGGAAGACAGAAAAUGCAUGCACAAUGGUAGAAGACCAUUUCGGUCGUCAGUUGCAGCCACCAAUUGGAGAGAGGCGAGUCAAGGAGCUUGGAAAAUGGGAGAGAAAAGAAUUUCGUGUUUCUGGGACCAGUUGGGAUUCGAGCUCUGUUGAUGUUGCUGUUGCUGGCCUUGGAUGGUUUGCAGUUGGCCUCAAGGGAGAGGCGGUUUUAGGCGUUUGGACUUAUGAUGGAGUUGACCUUAUCCUUCGCAACUCUCUGCUUCCUCAUAGAUCACAAAAUUUUGAAGUUGCUGGGUUUACAGUUUCAAAAAUAGUCUCCAAAGCCGACCAAGCUUCAAACAAGUCAGGGCAAAGCCAAAAGAGAAGAAAAUCAAGUGACCCAAAAGCUGCAGCCCAUUCUUUGCCAUCACCAUUAACAGCUAAUGCAGGCUGAAAUCAGAAGAAGAAACACACCUUCCAACGCCAACUAGAUGAAAUCAAAAGGAUAGGAUUUCAAGCCAAAAAAAGCCCCGGGGGGAAUGAGAGAACUAGCUACAAUCUCAGCUACAGGUAAUGACCCUUCCCUGCAUUUUUUUUACUAGAAAGGGGAAGAGAUGAUUGAUAUUUUGAAGCCUUUUCUGCUAACUAUGUGAGGCUGGGAUCCUUGUGUACGUACUGGGUAGGCCAUGGAAGAAGUAGGGAAGAUGAGAUACAGAAAGGCAAGUUUUGUCAGUUUAUAGAAAAGGCGUUUGUGACUUUCAAGCUUUCUCAAAUUUUGGAAAUUUCCUCCUCCUUGGUGACUCUUUGCUAGAUUUUUCAUUGAUUCUUUUGAAUGUUUCUCAUUGUUGACUUGGCUCUUGCCUGGAUUUCUUUUUUC
This is a messenger RNA of Vitis riparia (riverbank grape), 2307 nucleotides long. Its product is annotated as GTP-binding protein BRASSINAZOLE INSENSITIVE PALE GREEN 2, chloroplastic. The record is from RefSeq and is a predicted model, not a curated record. Gene Ontology annotation, molecular function: GTP binding. NCBI's taxonomy places the organism in Eukaryota, Viridiplantae, Streptophyta, Magnoliopsida, Vitales, Vitaceae. The coding region runs from base 130 to 1884 and encodes 584 amino acids. Gene Ontology annotation, cellular component: mitochondrion. The transcript has 3 exons.